UCUUCCUUGAGCAGGUAAAGUAGGAGAGAGCUGCUCCUAGGAGCAAAGGAGGAACUCUGAACAUGUUCCUGUGUAUUUAUUCUUAGCCUUGAGAGCAGGGUGUUGUGUCUCUGCCUUUGGUCAACUUGAUCCUCUGCARCUCAGGAAGAUGAAGAGGCACUGUUUGGUGGUCGGAGUCUUAACCGUGGUCCUGCUGGGACUCAUCUUGUUCCUGGGACUCUACUUUGGGCUGCGCCAUGACCCAUGGGACAGACACAUCUACAAGAGAGCAGCUGUGGCUGCAGAUGCAGGGCAGUGCUCGAUAAUUGGAAGGGACAUCCUUCAGCAAGGAGGAUCAGCAGUGGAUGCAGCAAUUGCAGCUCUGCUCUGUGUAGGACUCAUGAAUGCUCACAGCAUGGGCAUUGGAGGGGGCCUCUUCCUUACUAUCUACAGCAGCACAGGGAAAGUGGAAAUCAUUAAUGCCAGAGAGGUGGCUCCAAAAAAGGCAACGCUAGACAUGUUUGGGAACAACACUGAGAUCUCUCUGAAAGGAGGUCUGUCCAUUGCAGUUCCAGGAGAAAUCCGCGGCUAUGAAUUGGCUCACAAACGUCACGGCAAAUUAGCAUGGAAAGACCUGUUUCUGCCCAGCAUCAAGUUGGCAAGAGAAGGAUUCCCAAUCGGGAAAGGCCUUGGAGCAGCCAUUAAAUCAAAACAGCAAUCAAUUGAAAGCAAUCCCUCACUGUGUGAAGUAUUCUGCAGAGGAGGAAAAAUUCUACAUGAGGGUGAUAUUGUCAAGAUGCCUAAACUAGCCAACACCUAUGAGACUAUAGCCAACGAGGGAGCAGAUGCCUUUUACACAGGAAACCUGGCAAAACAGAUCAUCGCUGACAUCCAGAGUGCAGGAGGCAUCCUCACAAUGGAGGACCUGCGGGAUUAUAAUGCAACAGUGAUUGAAAACCCUAUAAAGGUCGGCCUUGGGGAGUUUACCCUCUACACACCUAGCUCCCCACUGAGUGGUCCAGUGCUAGCGCUUGUCUUCAACAUACUGAAAGGAUAUAAUUUCUCUGUUGACAGCAUCAAAACCCUGGAAGAGAAAGGCCUGACCUACCACCGCAUUGUGGAGGCCUUUCGCUUUGCCUAYGCCAAGAGGACUUUGCUUGGAGAUCCAAACUUCACCAACAUGGAAGAGGUGAUCCGAAACAUGACGUCRGAGUUCUACGCGGAUGGUGUCCGGAGGAAAAUCACAGACAUCUCCCACCCAAUCGACUACUACGAGCCGGUGUACUACGCUGGAGCUGAUGGUGGUACCUCCCACCUCUCCGUCGUGGCCGAAGACGGCAGCGCUGUGUCCGCCACCAGCACCAUCAACCAAUAUUUUGGCUCCCAGGUACGAUCCAACGUGAGUGGCAUCAUAUUUAAUGAUGAGAUGGAUGACUUCAGCUCUCCUAAUAUAAUCAAUGGAUUUGGGGUGCCUCCUUCUCCAGCAAACUUCAUAGCACCAGGUAAACAGCCCUUGUCCUCCAUGUGCCCCUCCAUCUUGGUGGAUAAAACAAAUCAGGUCAAGAUGGUGGUUGGUGCAUCUGGAGGAACGAAAAUAACCACGGCCACGGCACUGGCAAUCAUCAAUUCCCUGUGGUUUGGCUAUGAUGUUAAGAAGUCGGUGGAAGAGCCCAGGUUUCACAAUCAGCUCUUUCCCAGUGUCACGGAGCUGGAGCAGGAGAUCCAGGAGGGUAUAGAAGAAGAACUAAAGAGGAGGAGACACAACACGACGUGGACAACGAGCAGCGCGAUUGUGCAGGCUGUUCUCAGGACAGCUGACGGGUGGGCUGCAGCCUCCGAUUCCCGGAAAGGUGGCUUCCCUGCAGGCUACUGACCUAGCUCGGCUCCUUUCUUCAGCGAUCCGGCGACACCGACACGCGUUGGGGGGAAGAUCCUUCAGGACUGCAACUCAGGGACUCCUCGCAGGAAGGAGAACACAUUUAGCUGUGAUUCCAUUGAUGGAGCUGAGACCGAUGUUCUCAACAGCCAUUACCGAAGUGCCUCGUGGCAGAGCACUGUGCUAAGACAGGCACGUCUCCAAGGACGUGCAGUGCCUACUUGAAGAGUCUGUUCUGCCUUCGUUUCCUGCCUCAUCCCUAUUCCGUGUAAGCAAACCUGGUACCCAGUGUUUCUGAAGAAGGUCCAACUCGCCCAGUUUGAAGGAAGUCCUUCCCUCGCACAGCUUCAGCUGCCAAGAAUAUCCUCAUCGUUGCUAGAGAAGAGUUGAGUAGAUGAGUUAGAGGGCUCUGGGGAGUGGGUCUUCUAACUUACAAAUAGGUCUGUGCUACAUCAGGAACUCCAAUGCUACACUGGGAUAAACCUUCACAAACUCACUGCUCUCYUAACAAAAAUUUUUCUGCUUUUCACUUCAAAAGUUGAUUAUUGCUGAUGAGUGUAGAACUGGAAAAGUGGCUUCAGCUUUUUUUUUUAAACAUAUCUAUAUUUCUGUUGAGAAGGUCUAAAGGGAAGACAGAUGCUACCUGUAAAACUCUGAGCACAACUAAAAUAAAUGCCUAUGUCAUCACAUGUUUUUCUUGCCUGCACAGYUGAUACUUCUAAAAAUGACCAGGAGUUUUCAUAAGAGACUCUCCUGAGAUUUCUCUCAUUUGUUCACUCCUUUCAUGAAGCUAUGAGGAAAAAAAGG
Molecule: messenger RNA, 2662 nt
Organism: Nothoprocta perdicaria
Lineage: Eukaryota; Metazoa; Chordata; Aves; Tinamiformes; Tinamidae
Gene: GGT1
Product: gamma-glutamyltransferase 1
Exons: 13
Coding region: 149-1852 (567 amino acids)
Biological process (GO): regulation of immune system process; peptide modification; regulation of inflammatory response
Cellular component (GO): plasma membrane
Molecular function (GO): glutathione gamma-glutamate hydrolase
Source: RefSeq, a predicted model, not a curated record